Molecule: messenger RNA, 4008 nt
Organism: Hirundo rustica (Barn swallow)
Lineage: Eukaryota; Metazoa; Chordata; Aves; Passeriformes; Hirundinidae
Product: transient receptor potential cation channel subfamily V member 5-like
Exons: 15
Coding region: 379-2547 (722 amino acids)
Biological process (GO): calcium ion import across plasma membrane
Cellular component (GO): membrane
Molecular function (GO): protein binding; calcium channel activity
Source: RefSeq, a predicted model, not a curated record
UUCUGAGGUCUAGAUUUCAAAAUCAAAAUAGUAGAAGCCUAGGAUCUUGAUGCUGUAUGAAAUCUUUAGCACUGUACAGGGUCUUUUUGAGGGGUAGGCUGCUGGCGAGCUACAUCUAAAUCAGACACACCUUUGGGUUGGGCUAUUUUGGAAACUAAGUAAUUGAUGAGGCUCACUGUAUGGUCUGCUAGGAACAAGUGAUUUUAUUGUGUGUUUUUACACCUACUUUGAUCAGCUGAUGCAGUUGACUGGCAGUCUCCUCUGUAAGUAACUGAGGGCGGAGGAGUGGUGACCUGCAGUGAGCCUUUCCUGAUUUUUUCCCAAAGUGGGUAUUGCUGGCUUUCAGGCAGCUAGGCAAGAGAGAUAAAGGGACGUGAUAUGGGGUUACCUUUGUUUGGGGAGAGCAGUCCCUUCUAUGCCCGGAUAUGGAAUGGACUAAGUCAGAAGCUGCAAGGCAAAAAAUCCUGGGAUAAACAUCUGGAUGAAAUCUACUUACUCCAGCAGAAAAGGAUCUGGGAAUCCCCACUCCUCCAGGCUGCCAAAGAGAACAACCUUGCUGCCAUUAGGAAACUUCUCACUGACGGAACAUGUGAUCUCUAUCAGAGAGGUGCAGUGGGAGAGACUGCCCUUCAUGUAGCUGUCAUGUAUGAUAACUUGGAGGCAGCAGUGGCUCUGAUGGAAGCAGCUCCUGAGCUUAUCAAUGAGAGGAUGACAUCAGAACUUUAUGAAGGGCAGACAGCUCUCCACAUUGCAGCAGCCAACCAGAACACCACGCUGGUGAAGGCUUUGCUUAAGAGAGGAGCCAACGCCAGCACAGCAAGGGCCACUGGGCACUUCUUCAGGCGCAGCUCCCAGAACCUUUUCUAUUUUGGAGAGCAUGUUUUAUCAUUUGCUGCCUGUGUGGGAAAUGAGGAAAUUGUGCAGCUGCUCAUUGAAAAUGGAGCUGACAUUAGAGCUCAAGAUUCUCUGGGUAACACUGUUCUUCACAUCCUGGUUCUCCAACCUAAUAAGACGUUUGCCUGCCACAUGUACAGCCUGAUACUUUCCUAUGACAGGAACAAAGAGGGACCAGGGUCUCUUGAACAGAUUCCUAACAAUGAGGGGCUUAGUCCAUUCAAACUGGCUGGAGUUGAGGGCAACACCGUGAUGUUUCAAUACCUCAUGCAGAAGCGGAAGCAGAAUCUCUGGUCCUUUGGCCCCUUGAGCACUGUGCUGUAUGAUAUCACAGAGAUUGACUCCUGGGCUGAAGAUCAGUCCUUCCUUGAGCUCAUAGUGUCCACCAAGAAGAGAGAGGCACGCCAGAUCUUGGACCUAACUCCUGUGAAGGAGCUGGUGAGCCUGAAGUGGAACAUGUAUGGUCGUCCCUAUUUCUGUUUCCUGGCCUUAUUCUACAUCCUCUACAUGGUCUGCUUCACCAUGUGCUGCGUCUACCGGCCCCUGAAACCUCGAACAGGCAACAGAACCAGCAGCAGGGACAACACAGUCUAUGUCCAGAAAAUGCUUCAGGAAUCAUAUGUGGCGUAUGAGGAUGAACUGAGGCUGGUGGGGGAGCUGAUCACAGUCAUUGGAGCUGUAGUAAUUUUGGUCCUUGAGAUUCCAGAUAUCCUUAGAGUUGGAGCAGCGAAAUACUUUGGACAAACAAUCCUAGGAGGUCCUUUCCACAUAAUCGUCAUCACAUAUGCUUGCAUGAUCCUGGUGACCAUGGUGAUGCGUCUCACCAGCACCACUGGGGAGGUGGUGCCCAUGUCCUUCGCCCUGGUGCUGGGAUGGUGCAACGUCAUGUACUUCGCACGGGGCUUCCAGAUGCUGGGACCUUUCACCAUCAUGAUCCAGAAGAUGAUAUUUGGAGAUCUCAUGCGCUUUUGCUGGCUCAUGGCUGUGGUGAUAUUGGGCUUUGCAUCAGCUUUUUACAUCAUCUUCCAGACAGAGAACCCUGAAAACCUUGGGCAGUUCUACAACUAUCCCAUGUCUUUGUUCACCACUUUUGAGCUGUUCCUCACUAUCAUUGAUGGCCCUGCAAAUUACGAUGUGGACCUGCCCUUUAUGUACAGCGUGGUGUACUUCGCUUUCGCCAUCAUUGCCACCCUCCUCAUGCUCAACUUGUUAAUUGCCAUGAUGGGUGACACCCACUGGAGAGUGGCCCAUGAGCAGGAUGAGCUCUGGAGAGCCCAGGUUGUUGCUACUACUGUCAUGCUGGAGCGGAAGCUGCCACGGUGCCUCUGGCCUCGCUCGGGAAUCUGUGGGCGGGAGUUCGGGCUGGGGGACCGAUGGUAUCUCAGAAUUGAAGACAGGGUCGAUCCCAACAAACACAAGAUGAUGCGGUACACAGAGGCAUUUAAGGCUCAGGAUAACUAUGACAAAGGUUCAGAAAAGCUGGAAACCAGUGGGGACUCCCUGUGCAAGAAGGAGCUGUCUGCUCUGUCACUGUCACGGAACACAUCCAGAACCAGCUCUCACCGUGGCUGGGAGAUCCUGAGGCGCAAUACCUUUCGCCAGCUUUGUGGAGAGAUCGGUCCUGCUGUGGGUGAGGAGGUCUAUGAUGUCUAAGAAGCCUCUAUUUUCACUCCACAAUAUGUGAAGUAGCCCUUUUCCACAACAGUUGUCUUCUACAGCUGUUCAUACGCUCCCCAUCAUGCCACACGCAUUCGUCAGCCUUGGAGAACUCUGCUGGUGAAGAUUUUGUGAGCAGCUCAUGGCAUCUGUGCUAUGAUAGAAGAAUGCAAUCUUUUCUCUCCUACUUAUAAGCGUCUCUGCAAUUGCACUGAUAUUUGCACCGAGCUGGUGGGCUUGUUGAGCUGGGUAAUGCAAAUAAUCAAAAGAAGCCUGCAAUGGAAUUUCAGCCAUUUACGAUGAAGUGAUCAGUAAGCCCUCUUCCAGACUGUUACAUAGAGUAUAAUCUUCCCCCCCCGCCCAGUUUCACUAAAGUGCAAGACUCUCCCAGCAAAGAAUGACUGAAGUUCUGAUUUAUGAUUUGAUACAGAACAGAAAAAAAACCCCCAAACUCCCCCAAAUCCCACAAACCCUGUAACUGUUCUCAGGAAUGAAGGUAGUUGUUGACACUGUGAUGAUUGAAAAGGACUGUAACUGUAAUUCAGCUGGCAUUCAGGGCCUGACAGAUUUUGCCCUCUGAAGAAAGUCAGUCUCCAUUAACUGCAGUUUCAACAUUUCUGGCUUAGCAGGACUGUUUUGGUUUUGGUUUGGUUUGCUUGUUUGGAUUUUUUAUUGGUGAUGGAUGUUUUUGUUUGUUUGCUUUAAUUUUUUUGUCACAUGAAUGCACUUUAAGCUUUUGAAAAGAAGUGAUUGCUAUUCCUGGGAGGAUUCUAAAGUGGGAACUUCUUUUCUGAUUGAGUGUAUGACCUGGUUAGGUAAAUGUCAGCAGUGUGAAAUUCCAGCAGAGUUAUUUAUCUCCCAAAUAAGCUAAAGCUGGUCUUUUGUUUUCUGUCGAAGAAUAGGUUUCUGAACCAUAGUUCCCUUACUUAUAACUGAGCCAUCAAGGUUGAGUAGUGAGUGCAUAUUUAACAUGGAAAGAAAUGGUGAGGAGAUGUUGGAUAGGUGAAUAAGAGCUAUUGCAGAGACAGUUCAGAAACUGGUGCUCUCUCUCUCUCUCUGUCUCUCUCUGAAAGUCUAAAACUAUCCAAUCGAGGCAUCCACACAGUUCCUUUUCAGGCAUGACACUGUGCCAGUCUGUCAGUUUAUCAUCUGCCUCAGGCCACUUUAAGAAAAAUGAAGAAAUGUUCAGAGAAAUGGACAGUCAUUUCAGGUUUUUUUUUUUUUGUAUUCUCAGGAGUGUGGAGUUUCAUUCCAGUAGCAGAAGUUAAGCAGAAAGUAAUCCACGGUCUUAACAUUUCCUUCCAACGGUACUAGUAAUAACAACUUUGUUCUUUAAGAAUUUAAAGACUAUUAUCUAUCUCUAGACUUUGAGCCAAAUCACCCGGUGAUAAUCAAAGCAGACAAUGAAAAAGCUGUACCCAGUGGAUUUCUGAUUGUAUUGAAAUAUCACUGCAAACC